Molecule: messenger RNA, 2799 nt
Organism: Pteronotus mesoamericanus
Lineage: Eukaryota; Metazoa; Chordata; Mammalia; Chiroptera; Mormoopidae
Gene: SRD5A1
Product: steroid 5 alpha-reductase 1
Exons: 5
Coding region: 154-921 (255 amino acids)
Biological process (GO): steroid metabolic process
Cellular component (GO): membrane
Molecular function (GO): 3-oxo-5-alpha-steroid 4-dehydrogenase activity
Source: RefSeq, a predicted model, not a curated record
CAACCUUGGAACCUCCUUAGAGCAACGGAUCAGAGCUAGGACGUGGACUUGCAUCUCUUACUCACGGAACCGCGCCUCCCGCCCCUUUACCGGAACCCUGUGCGCGGCGCUCGACUGCCGCCCGGCGAUGGAACGCGCCUGCCAUUCUCCGCAAUGGAGCUGGCGGAACGGUUCCUGUUGGAUGCCCUCUCCUACUUGGAGUGCGCCGUAGGCAUCCCGAUUUUCGUGCUAAUAAAGCUGGUGGGCUCGCCCUAUGGGCGCUACGCAUCGCAGUACUCUGGCUGGCGACUGAAGGCGUCCAUCGCCUGGGCGUUGCAGGAGCUGCCUUCAUUGGUCGUGCCGCUCUUCUUGUGUGCUUGCACGGCGGCCGAACGCCUACGCCGCUGGCCCAACCGCGUCCUCCUGGCCAUGUUCCUCGUCCACUACAUGCAAAGGUCCUUGAUUUUUCCGUUUCUGAUCCGAGGAGGGAAGUCUACACCAUUGUACGUAUGUGUAGCUGCAUUCCUGUUCUGUACCUGUAAUGGCUACUUGCAAGGCAGAUACUUAAGCCAGUAUGCAGAGUAUGCUGAUGACUGGGUCACUGACCCCCGAUUCCUAACAGGUUUUGUCCUGUGGUUAAUGGGCAUGCUGAUAAAUAUUCACUCAGAUCAUAUCCUAAGGAAUCUCAGGCAGCCAGGGGAGACUGGAUACAGAAUUCCAAGGGGAGGCUUAUUUGAAUACGUAAGUGCAGCCAACUACUUUGGAGAAGUGAUUGAGUGGUGUGGCUUUGGCUUGGCCAGCUGGUCUCUUCAAGGUGGGGCUUUUGCUUUCUUCACCAUUUGUGUUUUAGUCCCCAGAGCACAAGAUCACCACCAGUGGUACCUUCAGAAAUUUGAAGAUUAUCCAAAAUUCAGAAAAACUAUAAUUCCAUUUUUGUUUUAAGUCCAUUGUCAGUGGAAUUAUCUUCGACUUGAAACUUUUUGAUGAUGUUUCAGUAGGGAUUAUAUAAAUGAAUUCUUUCUCUGUAAUUUUCCUGCUACUUCAUCUUUUUCAAGAUUGGCCCUAAGAAUUGUUUUCCUAGUAAAUUUGUAAGCUACCUAAUAACAAACUCAUCAAACUGAAAUAUAGGCUGAGAUAUUACGCUCCAUACCAGGGCAGGGAUCUGGAACUCUGGGUAAUCACUGCUGAUCAUUUCUCUGAUUUUGGACUUAACCACUUUCGAUUAUGUCCAGCGAAGUGCGCACAAGGCCAGGAUGUACGUGCCGUCUUUGAGGGCCUGUAUGGAUCAAAACCUUCCACUACCCCUUAUAAAACUCCCUGGAACAGUUAUUCCAAGGUCAAAGGCAGUGUUGUGUCUUCCCCCCAUAGAGGCAUGAUCUGUCUUCUAGGUCCUGCUCAUCCCACUGGGUCAGAGAGGCCCAGGGUACCCACAGUGUAAGCCAGGGAGUCAGGGGAACACAUGGGCUCUCCCUGUGGGCUACUGUGCAGGCAGGGUUUGGGGAUGGAGGAAGGAGAUGCAGGAGGCCCAGGUGAGGCCCAGGUGAGGCCUGGACCAAAGGCAUCUGCAGCUGCUCCAUUCUGGCCCAGCAGGUGACUACUGGCAGGGCAGUGCAAGGCCGGACACUGGGGCAUUUAUAAGAAGCAAGCUGCUCUGUCCCUGACAAAUGGAAUUUUGGGGAGGCCAGAGGGAGGGAGCAGGCAGGUGGAGCAGGGCAGUCUGCUCCCCCUCUAGCCACCCCUUCUGCCCUCCAGUCUCAGGUCACUUGCAGUAAGUCAUCACUAUUCUCUGAUCUGAGAUGCUCUUCCUUUUCUUCUAACUUCUAGGUAGAACUAGAAAUUCUGAAGCUGCUUUUUUUAAGUACCUCUCAGCAUUGCAAAACGAUAUCUUGAAGCAGAAUUUCUUGCUUUAGAUGCACUUGAAAGGUCCACUAAAAUAAAUGGCAGUAAUUAAAUUUACUACUCAUGGCCUGAUAUUUAAAAGAAAUCUCCAGUUAGAAGGCCGUUGACUCUAGGCUCUCUGUGAACAUCUAAUGAGUUCAUUGUGCUGCCCGCACAGUUGCUGCCACAUUGGCAGGAUGGAAACUGGAAGAGAAUUGGAAGAGGCUGUUUACCUCUGACCCACUGGCAGUACUAGGUUGCAGAAGUCCUCCAGGACACACCCGAGGUGGUGUCCCAUCGGUCUACUCACCGCUACCUUUGGGCUGGAAGCAGGCCUUCCAGCCCCGCAGCUCUUGAGACCCCCAGCACCCAUCCCCUCACUCUCCCACCCUUCUCGAGGCUACCUCUCGCAUGAGUUGUUGCGUAACUCUGUUCUCUGUGGGUUUCUUAGGGUUUAGAAUUCCACAGGAUGCUGCUGUGCUUCAUUUUCACUAAAAGUGGACUAUUUUUGUGGGGAAAAUUUAUUAAAUGAACUUUGGAUCAUUUUUUGACCAAACAAUUCCUUGAAACCAUAAAGCAAUAAAUGGGAAUUCAGGGAAACUCAAACAGCUGAGGCAGUCUUGAUGGAUUUGGGCCCCUUUGUCCUGAGGAGGUGCACCUGGCCAGAAGGAUGUGUGUCUGAGAGCCACGGAAGCCCACUGCUGAAUGCUCCUUCUGAAAAUGCUGCUGUUUGAUUGGAAUGGCCCAUGUGUACAAAAGUUUGGGUUAUCUCAAGAUUUGACGCAGGGUUUCUACUUUCCCAGCACACACUGGAUGGAUUACUACCAUGGGAAGAAAUCCUGCUCUAUCUUGUCUCUCUACCCUUUGUUUCCUUAUAACUUAGUCAAUUGUCUUCAGUUGUGGUAAGAUACUAAUUAAGGGUAUUAAUAAAAAUUGUCAAAA